AUGAGAUCAACAAGUAAUGUUUGUGAUCCGAAUGAGAUAUUCAGUGAAUCGGAGCGAUAUCGGCUGAACACUGCACUUCAAACAUUGGCGACAAGGAGUGGUGGCGGGAAAGCGGAUUUCUGUGAUCGAAAGGGAAUCGAGGCUGUAUUGGCUGUCACUGAUGAAGGAAAUCAAAUCUUCGCCGAUGAACUGACCAAGAAAUGGGCAAUUGAUGUUCAAUGCCAGAAAUUUGUUCUCUUCGUCUACUCGUCAAACGAUGAAAAAGUUUACAUGUCAUCGCAAGCAAAGAGCGGAAUUUCGGCUGAUGACUUCAAGUUGAUCAACGAUCAAUACAAGAAUCAAUUGCAGAAUGGAGAUAAAGCAAAAUUGUUGGCAGCUAUGCUGAAAGAUAUUGGUAACACGAAGUACGGAGAGGAGAGGAACACUCAUCCAGUUCAUCCUGGAAAUUCAAAGACCACAAAUUCGCUGAGAAAUCUUUUUGCCGUCUUUAUUGCUUUGAUUUUGACAUUUAUUUUCCUU
Mesorhabditis belari is the source of this 519-nucleotide messenger RNA. The record is from the annotation of a GenBank genome assembly. Lineage: Eukaryota; Metazoa; Nematoda; Chromadorea; Rhabditida; Rhabditidae.